CCAACUGGUUUAAUGAAAGGGGGUGUGGGUGGCGCAUGCGCAGUGGGAGGAGGAGGUCUGUCGAAGAACGAAGUAAACAGAGCCGGAGCCCGCGAGCCCCAGCACUGGUUGGUGACGUCACUGCUCCACAUUGCGCUCCGGCCGCGCGGUGGUGCGGGACGUAGAUCGAGGCGCGCCGUAGUAAAGUGCGCACUGCCAUGAACUCGCGCGUGUCACUUAAUUGUUGCUGCAGCUGCAAUCGGGAGCGAGGAGCUGUUUGAGCACCCCCAGCCUGCUGCUGUGUCUGAUUCCAUUUUAAUUUUACUUGUUUUUUUUUUUUUUUUUUUUUUUUUUGUUUUCCCCGUUUCCUUGUUGGUUUGCUUCUCUCGUGCACGCGCAGGGAUUUUCGGACCCCUUUUCUCGAGGAGAAGCGAUGUCGUCCGCCACGGUCGCCGCUUCCCGGAGGCAGUCGUGCUAUCUGUGCGACCUGCCCCGCAUGCCGUGGGCUAUGAUCUGGGACUUCACGGAGCCCGUGUGCCGGGGAUGCGUGAACUACGAGGGCGCGGACCGCAUCGAGUUCGUGAUCGAGACCACGCGGCAGCUGAAGCGCGCGCACGGCUUCCAGGAGGGCCGGUCCCCGGGUCCGGGGAAGCCUUCGCUUUCGGGCAAGGAGAUCCAGUCCCUGAACCACGCGGCGGACCCCAGCUCGCGGCCGCCGCAGCCCCUGGACCGCUACCCGCUGGCGUCGGACCGCCCCCCGCGGCUCGGUCCCGAGUACCCGUCGGGGCGGCAGGCGAACGGGAUCCCCAUCCCGAACGGGUUCCCCAAACCGGACGAUCCCCCGGAGCUGAACCGCCAGAGCCCGAACCCGCGCAGGACGAGCGCCGUGCCCCCGAACCUCGUGCCGCUGGUCAACGGGAGCGUGUCCGUGCACGCGGUUAACGGGCGGCCGAGCCAGAUGGCGCUCCCGUCCGCGCUCACGUCCGGCCCGGGUGACCUGGGCGCCAAGCGCCCGGCCUCCGUGUCCAGCACGGAGCACGAGCCCAAGGACAAGCACCGGCCGGACAGCCUCACGCCGGAGAUGGAGGCCCACAAGGCGCGCGCCGACGACUGGAUGAGCAAGAACAAGACGGUGCGCGACCUGCUGCCGCUGCAGGCGUUCGACGGCCGCUUCAAGAAGGAGCACGCGACGCUACAGCCGCGCGUCAUGGGCUACGAGGCGAGCGCCGGCGCCGCCAAGACAGCCGAACGAGGGAAACACCCCCGCAGCCUGAAGCGAAAGGCGUCCCCGGAGCCCGAGGGGGACAGUGCCGGUGCCGCCGCCGCCAAGCACAACGGGGAGGGACAGUGGCCCCUGCCGCCCGCCGACGUCCUCAAGAUGCCCCCGGUGCCGCCGCCCGGCUUCGCCUCGGCGCCGCCCACCAUCUCGCCGCACUCGCGCACCACGCCGCCCGAGGCCGCGCAAAACGGCCAGUCGCCCAUGGCCGCGCUCAUCCUGGCCGCCGACAAUGCGGGGGGCAACAGCUCGCCGAAGGACGCGAACCCGGUGCACUCCACUACGCGGCGCAACAGCGGCAGCCCGUUGUCGCCCUCCUCCGUGGGCCAGCGCAGGCUCCCGCAGAGGGACGCGUCGGGGGGGAGCGCCGGGGGCGGCGGGGGCGCGCCGCACGCGCCCGCCGGCCUGGACGCGGCGCACCCGCCGCAGAGCGCGCCGGACUCGUCGGUGCCCGGCAGCGUCCCGCUGUGCUGCACGCUGUGCCACGAGCGCCUCGAGGACACGCACUUCGUGCAGUGCCCGUCGGUGCCCUCGCACAAGUUCUGCUUCCCGUGCUCGCGCGAGAGCAUCAAGCAGCAGGGCGCCACGGGGGAAGUGUACUGCCCCAGCGGGGAGAAGUGCCCCCUGGUGGGCUCCAACGUGCCGUGGGCCUUCAUGCAGGGCGAGAUCACGACCAUCCUGGCGGGGGACGUGAAAGUGAAAAAGGAGCGGGACCCCUGACUCUGCCGUUUUGUAAUUUAAAAAAAAGGAAGGAAGGAAAGAAGGAAAGAAAGAAAGAAAGAAAGAAAGAAAGAAAAAA
Scleropages formosus (Asian bonytongue) is the source of this 2054-nucleotide messenger RNA. Its product is annotated as interferon regulatory factor 2-binding protein 2-A-like. Gene Ontology annotation, molecular function: transcription corepressor activity. The transcript is spliced from 2 exons. Gene Ontology annotation, biological process: regulation of transcription by RNA polymerase II. The record is from RefSeq and is a predicted model, not a curated record. Gene Ontology annotation, cellular component: nucleus. The coding region runs from base 413 to 1975 and encodes 520 amino acids. NCBI's taxonomy places the organism in Eukaryota, Metazoa, Chordata, Actinopteri, Osteoglossiformes, Osteoglossidae.